Phlebotomus argentipes is the source of this 1123-nucleotide messenger RNA. It is a transcript of the gene Tcs3, whose product is annotated as probable tRNA N6-adenosine threonylcarbamoyltransferase. NCBI's taxonomy places the organism in Eukaryota, Metazoa, Arthropoda, Insecta, Diptera, Psychodidae. Bases 61 to 1086 code for a protein of 341 amino acids. The record is from RefSeq and is a predicted model, not a curated record. The transcript is spliced from 2 exons. Gene Ontology annotation, cellular component: cytoplasm; EKC/KEOPS complex. Gene Ontology annotation, biological process: tRNA threonylcarbamoyladenosine modification.
GGUUCUCGUUGUUUUGAUUCCGACAUGAGAGAAUCUUGAGCAUCUUAAGUCGUCGGAAAAAUGGUAAUCGCGAUAGGAUUUGAGGGCAGUGCCAACAAGUUGGGCGUGGGAAUAGUCAAGGAUGGCGAGGUGAUUGUAAAUGUGCGGAGAACCUACAUAACACCGCCGGGAGAAGGAUUCCUGCCCCGGGAGACUGCGCAGCACCACCGCGGCAAGAUUAUAGAACUGCUGAAGGAGGCGCUGAGGGACGCCAAGAUGUCCUAUGAGGACAUCGACGUGGUGUGCUACACAAAAGGCCCGGGAAUGGCGCCUCCGCUGCUCACAGUGGCCAUCGUAGCCAGGACUGUGGCGCAACUGUGGAACAAGCCCAUUCUGGGCGUGAAUCACUGCAUAGGACACAUCGAGAUGGGGCGUCUGAUAACUCGAGCGCAGAAUCCCACCGUUUUGUACGUCAGUGGCGGGAACACGCAAGUGAUCGCGUAUUCCCGGAAACGCUACAGGAUCUUCGGAGAGACGAUCGACAUCGCCGUGGGGAAUUGCCUAGAUCGCUUCGCGCGCAUCAUCAAGCUAUCCAACGAUCCGAGCCCGGGAUACAAUAUUGAGCAGUUGGCCAAGAAGGGUCAAAAGCUCCUACCGCUUCCGUACUCCGUCAAGGGCAUGGACGUGAGCUUCUCAGGCAUCUUAUCCUACAUCGAGAGACACGCUGUACCUCAGAAGACGCCCGGCAGGAAGACCGUGGAACAGUGGUCGCCCGAGGAUCUCUGCUUCUCGCUCCAGGAGACGCUGUUCGCGAUGCUGGUGGAGACGACGGAGCGCGCGAUGGCGCAUUGUGGCUCAGGAGAGGUGCUGAUCGUGGGCGGCGUGGGCUGCAACGAGCGCCUGCAGGAGAUGAUGGGCGUUAUGUGCCAGGAGCGCGGCGCGCGCCUGUUCGCCACUGACGAGCGCUUCUGCAUCGACAACGGUGUGAUGAUAGCACACGCGGGGGCGGAGAUGUUCAGGAGCGGCACGAGGAUGCCUUGGCGCGAGGCGACGGUUACACAGCGCUUCCGGACGGACGACGUGGAAGUGAGUUGGCGAGAAGAUUGAGAGACAUUUGGCCAAUAAAAGGAUAUUUUAUUGCAUA